CGUCGGUAUUUCCCACGGCCCCUGAACGCACCAGCCUGCACCUCCAUCUGUUCCGUCUGUUCUCUCUCCGGAUCCGCGGAUCAGCUGAUCAAUAACCGGUCAUGGCGCUGCGCAGGUUCUUCGUGGGGGGAAACUGGAAGAUGAACGGGAACAAGGAGAGUCUGGAGGAGCUGAUCACCACCCUGAACACCGCCAGUCUGCACGAAGACACCGAAGUGGUGUGUGGCGCUCCCUCCAUCUACCUGGACUUUGCUCGGUCCAGCUUGGACCCCAGGAUCAGCGUCGCAGCCCAGAACUGCUACAAGGUGGCCAAAGGGGCGUUCACGGGAGAAAUCAGCCCAGCCAUGAUAAAGGACUGUGGGGUUGACUGGGUGAUCCUCGGCCACUCGGAGCGACGGCACGUGUUCGGGGAAAGUGACGAGCUGAUUGGUCAGAAGGUGGCUCACGCGCUGGAGAGCGACCUGGGCGUGAUCGCCUGCGUGGGCGAGAAGCUGGAGGAGCGGGAGGCCGGCACCACAGAGGAGGUGGUCUACGCUCAGACUCAGGUCAUUGCAGAGAACGUGAAGGACUGGGGGAGAGUGGUGCUGGCGUACGAGCCGGUGUGGGCCAUCGGCACGGGCAAGACUGCAACACCUGAGCAGGCUCAGGAGGUCCAUGAGCAGCUGAGGGUGUGGCUCAGAGCAAACGUCUCAGACGAUGUGGCUGACUCUGUCCGCAUCAUUUAUGGAGGUUCAGUCACAGGAGCAAACUGCCGGGAGCUGGCGUCUCAGGGAGACGUGGACGGCUUCCUGGUGGGAGGAGCAUCUUUGAAACCAGAGUUUGUUGACAUCAUUAACGCACGCGUGUAGCAGCGAUAACUGUUGCAUCACGACCGAUUGAAAAACACCCCGCCCUUUAGAUUUGGACCCCCCUGUGUGUCUGCAGACUGAGCCGACUGAUUCAGUUCUGUUAAUUAACUGUCUAAAAAUAAGUAAAUAGCAGUACUUUUUUUGGUUAAGUCUUAUUUUGCAAAAGGAAUUAAGAAGUGAAUUUAUCCAGUUCACAUUAACACCUGCUGCUAGCUUGUUAACAAUCCGUCAGGCCUGAUUGUUUUGUGUAUUUACUCACUGAAUGACAUCACAAAUGUCCGUCUAACGUCCAGCUCACCUACGUGUAACUUCACUAAGUGUUUGUACAAAGUCUGGAACGAGUAAAGUUUCAGACAAAACUUACUUGAAUAGAAAUCACAAAGAGAAACUAUAAGUUCGGAGGAGUCCGAUUGAAAACAUGUAGCCGAACACUGGUUGAGGUUCAGACCGGCGACACAAUCAAACCGAAUGAUAAACCAAAUAAAAAGGUAGAAAAAUGUUGUGUUUCACUGUGACUUUAUUUAUUUUGUGGGCCAUAAGCGUGA
Cololabis saira (Pacific saury) is the source of this 1393-nucleotide messenger RNA. It is a transcript of the gene tpi1a, whose product is annotated as triosephosphate isomerase 1a. The transcript has 7 exons. Gene Ontology annotation, cellular component: cytosol. Gene Ontology annotation, molecular function: triose-phosphate isomerase activity. NCBI's taxonomy places the organism in Eukaryota, Metazoa, Chordata, Actinopteri, Beloniformes, Belonidae. Gene Ontology annotation, biological process: glyceraldehyde-3-phosphate biosynthetic process; gluconeogenesis; glycolytic process. Bases 102 to 848 code for a protein of 248 amino acids. The record is from RefSeq and is a predicted model, not a curated record.